AUGGCUAAGAAAGAAGCAAUCGAAGUAGAAGCUCAGGUAACCGAGGCGCUCCCCAACGGAAUGUUCCGUGUGGAGUUGCCUAAUGAUCACCAGGUUUUGGCCCACGUUUCUGGAAAGAUUCGGAUGCACUUCAUCCGCGUGCUGCCCGGCGACCGGGUUCUGGUUGAGCUAUCCCCUUACGACCUGACCCGCGGGCGUAUCACCUAUCGCUUCAAGUAA
This is a messenger RNA of Geodia barretti, 219 nucleotides long. NCBI's taxonomy places the organism in Eukaryota, Metazoa, Porifera, Demospongiae, Tetractinellida, Geodiidae. The record is from the annotation of a GenBank genome assembly.